GGCCAGCAAGGAGGACAGAAGAAAGCAAAUUGACGGGAAAGGAGAGCGACACAAAUCCGCAUGGCGACCAAAGCUGGUAAGAAAGGAGGCAAGAAUCAGCAGAAAGCACCGAAGAAGCCCGAGGAACCAGACUACUUGCAAAAGGUGGACCCUAUUUUGAUGAAAAAUGUCAAUGAACUCACAGGAGGUCGCAGUAAUCUACAUAUUUUUGUGCCUCUUUGCGGCAAGACGCCGGAUAUGCGUUGGCUAGCAGAACAAGGUCAUGCGAUAAUAGGUGUAGAAGCUUCUCCUCGCUACAUCAAAGCGUUCUUCCGAGAUUCUAAGCUGGAGUAUACAGUCCAGAAGAAGCAAAUCACGGCUGAUAAGAAAGCAGACGUGUACACGGCGAAAGGCCAGAAUAUUACACUCUACCAUUGUGACAUCUUCAAUUUUUCUCUUGAGGUAGCAGGAGGAAAGUUCGAUGCCAUCUGGGAUCAGUCCGCCAUGCCUGUGAUCAAUGCGAUGGGUAAAACACGACUGAAGGAGUACACGAGCUUAAUGCAGUCGCUUCUUAAGCCAGACGGCCGGCAUAUGGUGGAGAUUUGUAAACACGGGUCUAAUUUUGUGACAGCAAAGAUGUUAAAGUCACUGGUUGGAGAUCAAUGCGACGUGCGUUACAUAGGUACGAGAAUAUGGAAAUACGACGAGGAAGAUGAUGAGUAUGACCCUGAAGAUCACGAACACGAGGACCACGGACACGGAGACCACGAACACGGAGACCACGGACACGGAGACCACGAUGACGAGGAAGACGUGGAGAUGUUUUAUCACCUUAUCACUUUCAAGUAAGUUUGCUGUUGUUGAUCUUGGAAUAUGCAGAACGCGUGUCGGACUGUCCAACUCACCGUAGAGUCUCUGUGACUCAGUGGUAGAGCAUCGUAGCGCGGAAUCUGGGGUUUGAUUCCUCGUGGGGACUCAGACAUUUUUCCUUGUUCCCACGUUCGUGAUAAGACGAACAAACAUCCGUCAAAAGUAAACACUUAUCGAACACAAUUUUACUUGAAAUUAACAGGCAUUUUGUCUGCUCAAACAUAAAUGCCCCGACAAAAAUUAAAUGUAAGGUUGGUUUAAAUUUGACUCCAAAGGUCUCCAUUUUUGCUGAUGUCUGUAAAAUUCAGCACAAAGUUGGAAUUGCGUGAAAUUUAAACUGUGGAUUUAACAGCACAUAACUUUGCGUAAUGUUCUAUCCCAUGUUUAAUGAGGCAUCAAAACCGAAACUAUUUAAGACGAAGAAUAAUCUAAGUGAUCGUUUCACGAAAUACAAAAUAGUUCAUCUUAAUGGCCUGUAGCUAGAAUAUCGACGUUUGAACUUUUCAUAUUUUUGUAAAAACCCUCGUGAACGAACAGCUGCGGGAUAUCGCACGAAUUUGCAUACAAACUCGAUCAUAGUCACGCAAUCGCUUUUCGCCCGUUACGCUGAGGAAUAAACAUUACCUUGCUAAACUACAACAUAGCUUUCUUGGGCGCAAGGAACAAAACCAAGGAAACCCAUUUCUGAGGAGGAUUGGCGAACGGGAUCUAAAUAAUAAGAUCUGGUAGUCUUUGAAAUUAAAAAAAAACAAAGAAAAACAAAAAAACAAAAAACGUAGUGGAUAGGAAAAAUUUAAUGACUUGUGUCAGCUUCCCGUCCACGAGAGCGAUGAUUGUCGUUUAUUUGGAAACUUACCAUCUUCAAGGACAAACGAAUUCAGCAGCUUGCCUGUGACCACGCUCGCAAAUUUCCCCAAGGAAACCCUGAGAAGUAAACAUUUACCAAAAAAACAUGUUUGAGCAAGUUUAACCUAUCGAUGUGUGCGUGAAACGAAUUUUUAUGUUCAUAAAUCGCAUCCAAUUGAAAAGCACAGUUUCAAGUUGCAGUUACCUUUUCUAUAGAAGGAAUAAAAUUCUUUUGGGGAUGUUCAUGCCCACAGUUUCGAUCGACAAAUUCGAGCUCCCCAGAGGAAUUCUUGUGGCAUAGGCUGCAAAACAACGAACAAGAAAUCAACAUGUCUCCACUCAUGGAUUGAGGAAUAUCUAAAGAUUAAGAGGGGGAAAAAUGUUUCGCCUGGUUAGGUUCUUCAUACCAAUAGAAGGAGGGGAUCGUUCUUUUUACGCAACACACCCUUGUGGGAACGGGGAAGACAAGUUCCAUAGCAAUUAGACCUUCUAUUAGGUUCCCUCAUAACGACGACGAGACGCCAUGGGAGAAAUUAGGAAUCUGAUGCUUCCCCUUUUCCCUCCGGUUACAAUACGUCUAAUGGGUCUCUCUAGGGGGAUCUUCAACGUUUUAGUUUCACUGCUCUUGUCAUUGUUUUAUUUCAGGGAUAAGGGCGCGACAGCUGGAAGGAAGAGGAAAAGUGAAAUGCAGAUGGAAGAGAGAAAAGAAAAGCAACCCAAGCAAACCAAAGGAAAACAACGACAAAAGAAAAGAAGCAAAAAGUGAACGCAAGACAGACGUUGGUUCACGAAUGGCGCCGAAACUUCACUCAGGAACUCUGAAUAACAUAAAAUUAACUAGAUAAAAAAAGACAAAAGCUAAAAGCAAACGAAAAAACAAGUAUAAGACUGUAAGAGUGCUUCUAAACUGCAAAACUAAGCAAACAAAAAAAAAAGCAUAUAAAAACCAGACACUGUAAGAGUCCAUCUCAACUGAUACAAAAACAAAAGAGCACACAGACAUGCAAAAAACAAGUAUGUAAAAAAACGGAUACUGAAAGAAUGCUUCUCAACUGAGUGUCACAAACCUUAAACAACCUAAUCACUGUAGGCCUAUCACAACAAAGUAACAAAUCACUGGGAGCUGAUAGUCAACUAGCAAACCGCCGUCAAGUCAUGAUUAAAUAUACUCUUUCACCUGAUUGGUUAUGAGAGUGAUGCAAGUUUUUUUUGACCAAUCAUAGAGCGUUCAAAAGCAAAACUACUGCAAUUCCAAAUCACCUUUGACACCCAGUUGGAAACUGCUCUACCAGGUUAUCGAGUAGAAUUUGCCGUCAAAUACCUCGAUUCUGCCGAUGACUCGGCCAUAUUGACCAGCUCCUCCUGUUUGCUUUUUAUGAAGAUACUCAAACCUAAAAUUCAACCAUUUGACAUUUGGUUACUACGAUCUAAUAAAAAAUUCUCCAUUCUUGUUGCUUCACGUUUUCUAGCAAAUUAGUUGAGAGAAUAUAGUGUUACAUGGAAAUAACUCUCUUCAACUGCUAAGUGUCAACAUUCUCAUAAAUCAAUUGCUCUAACGAAGGGCGAACGCUCGAAAUGUCAUCUCUUUUACUCUUUACGGUGGUAAAUUUACGCUUUCAACUCAGUUUUUAACAUUAAACCUGCUAUUCUCAUAAACCCUCUGCUGGAAAUUGUUAUGAAAAAGUUAAGAGAAAUUAGAUGUUGAUCACUUACGUGGCCUUUCCGCUUAUUGUUUCUCUGAAGGCUACCUUGGGUUUACCGGAUAUUACAGGACAGUUAAACUCUGUUCGCAUUCUCUGUGAAAAAAAAAAACGAAAAUUGCGUAUUGCUUUAGAUGAUAAUAAUACGCAAUAGCAACUUUGAAGUAACUUUAUAGUAACUCUAAGCUUAAGGUAACAUGUAGGUAACAUCAAGUGUUAGCUUUAAAGUUGAGGAAAUGCUUUUGUCAUGGUAAUUAUACAUUGUCACCCUUGAAAGUUAAACAUAAUAAAGUCGACAUUAACGCAUCAAAUUGUGUGGGAUUAUACCCCUUUAGUACAUACUAAAACAGUAGAUAGUGUUGAAGGCGC
Molecule: messenger RNA, 3764 nt
Organism: Pocillopora meandrina
Lineage: Eukaryota; Metazoa; Cnidaria; Anthozoa; Scleractinia; Pocilloporidae
Source: the annotation of a GenBank genome assembly